AUGAUCGGCGCCUUUGCUCGCUCGGCCCGUGAGUCGGUCCUGAGUAAUCGUAGAUCUUUUAAACUCGGCUCGUCGCAUCUAUCAAGACACCUUUAUACUCUACCAAUGUCCGCUCUCGCUCAAGAAAGAUCUGUUGCCAUUCAAGCUGUCUUGCAAGCCAGCAAAGUCUGCCAGUCCGUAUUCCAGCAUCUCGUUGCCAACGAAACCCUCACUAAGGGUGACAAGUCGCCUGUCACUGUCGCUGACUUUUCGGCUCAAGCCAUUAUCAACACAUACUUGCACAAGGCCUUCCCCAACGAUCCUAUCAUCGGUGAAGAAGAUUCCAAGGAUUUACGUGGUGAUGCCGGCAAAGUGCUCCGUGAAAAGGUGUACAGCUUGACCAAUGGUGUCUUGAAGGAUGACGAGAAACUUUCUGAAGAGCAGAUCUUGGAAGCUAUUGAUCGCGGCAAUUAUGCCGGUGGUGCUAAAGGACGUCAUUGGGCAUUGGAUCCUAUUGAUGGUACCAAGGGUUUCUUGCGUGGUGGACAAUACGCCGUGUGUUUGGCUUUGAUUGUUGAUGGUGUUGUGCAACUUGGUGUCAUGGGUACUCCCAACCUUGCUGUUGAUCCCAAGAAUCCUGAAGGCGAAAAGGGCACGCUCUUUAUUACAGUACGUGGUGAAGGCGCUUACCAGCGUUCAUUUGCCAAUGAAACCGAGACAAAGAUACAUUUCAAUGAUAUCAGCACAACUGAGGAGGCUACUUUUUGUGAAUCGGUUGAAGCAGGUCACUCUUCUCAUGGUGAUGCAGCUGAAAUUGCAAAGUUGCUUGGUAUCACCCGCCCUGCUGUGAGAAUGGAUAGCCAAGCCAAAUACUGCUCUAUUUCCCGUGGCGAUGGUGACAUCUACUUGCGCUUGCCCACUAGCAAGACCUAUGUCGAGAAGAUCUGGGAUCAUGCUUCUGGAUCGUUGCUUGUGACUGAAGCAGGUGGCAAGGUAGCCGACAUCCAUGGCAAGCCGUUGGAUUUCUCUAUUGGACGCACGCUUGAGAGCAAUAAGGGUGUUGUUGCUGCUAACGCAAAGAUCUUUGACCGCGUGUUGGAAGCUGUCCAAAAGGUGUUGAAAGUCCAUCCUCUUUAUAAUGCACAACUUUGA
Lichtheimia ornata is the source of this 1131-nucleotide messenger RNA. Its product is annotated as 3'(2'),5'-bisphosphate nucleotidase. The transcript has 8 exons. Bases 1 to 1131 code for a protein of 376 amino acids. NCBI's taxonomy places the organism in Eukaryota, Fungi, Mucoromycota, Mucoromycetes, Mucorales, Lichtheimiaceae. Gene Ontology annotation, biological process: phosphatidylinositol phosphate biosynthetic process; sulfate assimilation. Gene Ontology annotation, molecular function: 3'(2'),5'-bisphosphate nucleotidase activity. The record is from RefSeq and is a predicted model, not a curated record.